AUGGCAAAUCAAUCUGAUAAAUUCUGUGACAUUUGUCAACGGAUGAAUAUAUCAAAACCAGCAGAUACAUUUUGUCCUCAAUGUGAGGAUUUUCUGUGUGGGGCUUGUCAGAAUCAUCAUAAGGUAGAAAAGUUAUUGAAUUCAUAUCAAACAAUUUCUAUUGUUGAAUAUAUUAAAUUGCCUACGUUUAUAAAGAAUGUCAACAUUAAAUGUGCGGAUCAUGAAAACAUCUUUGAAUUUUAUUGCAAAACCCAUGACAAUCUAUGUUGCAAACGAUGCUUGAUAACAAGUCACAAUGACUGCAAUGAGAUAACACAUAUUGAAGAUCUUCUGUCUAUGUCUGCAUCACAUAAAACAUCAGCGUUAGAUGAUAUUGAGCAAAUACUUAAAUGUUUAAGUACAAACAUUCAUACCGCCAUAGAUGACAGAAAAAGAAAUCUUUACGAAAUUCAACAACAGAAAGACAAAUUAUUAGGAAAGAUAAAAGAAAAAAGAAGAGGAAUUAACAAUUUGCUGGAUCAAUUUGAAAAAUCGUUACUUCAAGAAUUGUCAGCAGUAGAAAAGGAAAGUAACCAAAAAAUGGAGAUGGUUAUUAAAGAGUUAGAAAAUCGAAGUAGCAAAAGUAUACAACUUCAAAGCGAUAUUGCUAUUAUGAAACGCUGCACAUCAAACUUCCAGAUUUUCAUGGGGGUAAGAGAAAUGACAGAGCAUGUCUCGUCUGAGGAAAAGCACAUCAAAUCAAUUUGUAAUGGCAGUUUGAACAACGUCACCAUAGAAUGCAUAUUUAAUGAUCAACUAAAUACUUUUUUCGAAAACAUUAACACUCUUGGGAAGAUAGAAAUGAAAACCAUUAAAUCGGAAAUCUCCUUUUCCUGGGCUGAUGAUAAAACUGCACAACUGUAUACUCCCCGCCAAAAAGCAAGACCAUUUAAAGAUAUUCAGGUCGAACUUGUGCAUCGUAUUAAUACACAUGGUCCAGUCCAUGGCUGUGUGAUAACACCCAGUGGGAAAAUAUUAUUAACUGAUUACAACUACGGCAUGUUUAAAUAUGAUAAAAAUGGAGGCUUUGAGACUAGGAUAAAUGUCAAAUCCUCUCAUGCUUUUAGUCUUUCGGUUGUGGAUGAAACAACAGUUGCUAUUUCGGCAGGUGGAUGGGAACAAAACCUAGUCUUAGUUGAUAUUAACAGUGGUAACAUAGUCAAGGAGAUUCAGAUGAGUGAUUGGUGUUUCGGCAUUAGUUUCCAAAAUGGAUCAUACAUAGUAAGUACAAAUAGCAAAGGAAUUCAAAUCAUUAGAACGCCUCAAGAAAACGUAACAAAUGUAAUGAGUGUUUCAGGAGUUCACGGAAAUGAUUCUUAUAUAACAUCAUGCCAAAACUUUAUUGUUCAUUCUGACUGUACUUCUGAUGCCAUCAUAUGUUAUAACUUGAAGGGAGGAGUUCUAUGGAGUUACAAAGACCCUAUUUUGAGAACACCAUGCGGUAUCACCUUAGACUCUGAUUCAAAUAUCUACGUUGCCGGUUCGGCAUCAAACAAUAUAGUAUUGAUAUCACCAGAUGGAGUAAACGCUAGGCAGCUAUUAGAUUCCAGCCAUGGAAUAUUAGAUCCCCGUGCAAUUUAUUAUGAUAAAAAAGAUAAUGUUUUGCUAGUGGCAAAUUAUAAAGGAUCUGCAUUUGUAUACGCUAUUUCGUAA
Mytilus trossulus (common blue mussel) is the source of this 1692-nucleotide messenger RNA. RefSeq lists its product as uncharacterized. The coding region runs from base 1 to 1692 and encodes 563 amino acids. The record is from RefSeq and is a predicted model, not a curated record. Gene Ontology annotation, molecular function: zinc ion binding. The transcript has a single exon. Lineage: Eukaryota; Metazoa; Mollusca; Bivalvia; Mytilida; Mytilidae.